Messenger RNA from Seminavis robusta, 882 nucleotides. Lineage: Eukaryota; Bacillariophyta; Bacillariophyceae; Naviculales; Naviculaceae. The record is from the annotation of a GenBank genome assembly.
AUGGGCGAUUUCAGCACCGAAGACCUACAAGUGGCCAUUUUCUCGGCGGAAAAUGAACUGUCAAGGUUGCCCGAUCCAAGUGUUGACAAGAUGGUCAGAACCCUGCAGCAAUGCCUGGAGCUUCAGGAAGAGAGAAUCCUUGUAUUUACCUUCAGCAAGAGUUUCCUUCCUGUGACGGCUGCCGUUAGAAUUUCCCAGGUUGUCAGGAAUAGUCACGCCGAGAUCAUUCAAAGUCGCAGCCCCCUCCUUAUCAAGACUGCCAAGGGAAAAGUCAUCACUGUUCAUCUGAUUGGAGCCAUUGGCUUCUUCAGUGAUCAUGCAUUCUUUACAGCGGCACCCACAAGCGUUUCCAACGCUGCCAUGCACUCUCCGGAAUCGGAAAAGGUCUCGACGGACAACAACAUGUCGGGGGAACCUGAUGGAAGGGUCGCUUCGCCGGAACCAAGCGCUGGUCUUCCUCCGACCAAGGCCCCAUCAUCCUCUACGAGGACCAAUCCGGGUGUAGAUAACACCUUCAACUUGGAAGCCUUAGAUGACGAACUCCCUAACCUUGGGAGGGGACCUCUACGGAAUGCUUUCCGGCAAGUUGGCACCAACCGCCAUGAUAGAAUCGGCAGCGCUCUUGGCAGGACGCUUCCAUAUUAUGGUCCGCACCCCCUUGAUGCUGCGACUGUCGUUACCUGCUUAAGCUGCGCCAGCGACGUCACCGGGGAUGGUACGUAUGGUUCAUCCAGUACCCGUUCGGGCAAUUGCCAUGGCUCUCUUCCCGUUGCAGCAGGCAUUCCGUCACACGCGAGGGGCCAUGGAGUUGCUUUGAACAACGACAAUGGUGAAUCCGAUGACGAUCGUUUCGACGAUGCCUCAGAAGAAGAUGAUUUCUAG